Messenger RNA from Fusarium tjaetaba, 714 nucleotides. RefSeq lists its product as uncharacterized. The coding region runs from base 1 to 714 and encodes 237 amino acids. The transcript has 3 exons. The record is from RefSeq and is a predicted model, not a curated record. NCBI's taxonomy places the organism in Eukaryota, Fungi, Ascomycota, Sordariomycetes, Hypocreales, Nectriaceae.
AUGGAUCAACAGCAGGAGGCUUCAUCAGCCCAAGGGUCACUCACGGGAGCUGACCGCAUCAGAGCUCUGAAAGAUGAAACUGCCAUCUUCACUGCAUUUGACACAUACCCGUGGUCAAAAGAUAAAAACUUUAUGUCUGGUCUCUACGCUAUUCUUGGCGAACCAGGCCAGCAAAACCCUCAAGCAUCUCUCGCAGACAUGGCCAUCCACGCCCGAAUAUUCUACUAUGCUCAGCGCAUUGGUGUCAACAUCGACUUCAGCGCCUACAAGGCGUGGCUUGCCAGUAAUCCUGACUAUCAACCCCCAGAUGUUCUGCCUGAGGAAUAUCGUCAGCGAGAUGCAGCCAAUGUUUCUCCAGUGCCAGCCCUAGACUGGCAGAAAGCUGCACCAAAGACAGAUCUAUACAUUGAUCGGAAAACCGCUGCUGCUCAGUCUGGCUCACAAGAUCAACCAAGUUACCCAAUGGGAUUUGCCGAAAUGAUUCAACUUAUCCAAGAAGGCAAGCCUGUGCCUGGCAUUCGCCAGAUCCCAAACACUGUUGUCAGAGAUCCUGCUGUGAAGCCAGUUGGAGCGAGAGCUGUUCCCAGAAAGCCGUGGGAAAAAGAUACCACAGUUGAAAUGCCUGCUCUCCCAGAUCUACCAAAAGCACUCGACACAGAAUUUCCCCCAGUACAGGACGAUGUACCUGUUUCUUCGGCAGCUGGGGCUUCUUAG